Vitrella brassicaformis is the source of this 1908-nucleotide messenger RNA. Lineage: Eukaryota; Vitrellaceae. The record is from the annotation of a GenBank genome assembly.
AUGGACACCAAAAGACGGAUCGACAUGGCCAAGGUCAGUCUUGUCUCGCGAGAACAUGCCUGUUCGUUGUACGUCUUUGAUCACCUGAGCUGCCCGUCUCUUCUGUUGGUCUGUCAGGCCUUUGCCGACCUGUAUCUCAUGCUCGAUGCCGUCCGCAUUUGGGUAGCCGCGGACGUCCUCUGUCUUUGGCGUUGUCCCCAUAAGGUGGUCAAGUCGCUCUCGAUCGAUUUCAGCAGGUACAAGGUCAGUUUCUGCCAACUUGGCUGCCGCGAUAGGCCGUGUCUCAUUCAUAGGUGGCUGCAAUAAGGAGAUCGCAUCCUCAAGGCCCGUGAAUGCGACGAACCAGCCCAACACAUGGUUCCUUGAUAGGAUGACUCUCUUUGCCGAAAGAUUGUAGAGCUUCACGUAUACACGACGGCCUGUCGUCACCUCCAUCACACCCUUCUCUACCCGAAUGUAAGCUCCUCGGUGGUGUGUGAGCCCUGGAUGCUCUAACAGACGCGCAACCUCUCCUAUUUGUCCUUCAGGUCCACUCAAUCGCGCUCGCACCCAUGUCUCCUUGCCCGCUGGUAUGGGUGUCUUGGCCGUGACGACGAUCUGAGUUUUCGGCUUCCUUCGUUCCUGUCCGGGUGAGCUUGAUCUAACAAAACCUAUAGCUGUGACACUUACGCCAUAUGUGUCGUGUGCGUAUGGCUCAUGAAUGCUCAUAGGCUACCAUUCCUGUCUCGAGGUCACACGUACUUUGCCGACUCGAUGAUCUACAAUGACCCUUUCCUCUCGGAUCGCCUUUCCUCCAAGCAAGACGAUAGCUUUGGGAUCGUCAAUGACACAGAAGUCAACAGUGAUAGGUCUCAUAGGCUGUCUCCCCUCAUCUACUGCCACUCCUUUAGGCAAGAGGGCGAUUUGAGCGGCGCUGUCGAUCGCUACAUCACCGUGGUGCAGCAUGCUCAACUUCACACCCGUAAUUGGCUUCAUGACUAUCUCUCCGUUGCCCUCUUCAUGCAGCUUCCUCAGCAUCCGUCGGCUUAUCACACUGAGGUCAGCACCCGUAUCAACAAGCACCUCGCAUAACACCCCAUUCACCCUCAUCAGCACAUACGUCUGCCAGCGCACAGUUCGCAAAAGCUCACUGCGCCCUUUGUCUCGACUCGUUGCAGCACAGCACUGUGCCCGCACAGCCGUCCCUGGAGAGCCAACAACUAAACACUCAUCGUGAGCCAUCUGUCCACUGCCACAGGCCGACAUACUCUGAGACACUCUCUGAUCGAUAUCCUUUCCAGCCACUGUUGGGCCCAGCGACGUAGCGGCAUGCAAAGAAGAAGGCGUCCCCUCUCUUUGCCUACCGCACGCAAUGGCAUGCGACGAAGAAGGCGUCCCUCCUUCUCGCCUACCGCAUGUGGGGUUUUGAUCGGAGCUGGCCCCAUCCAGCCCCAAUCCUUCGUCAGUUCUCAUUGGUGGGUGCCCAUCAACCACCGGCAGCUCAGGGCCCUGUCCAAUACACGCAACCCGCUCCAACUGACGGUGACAUCUGUCCGCUGAUGCAUCAGGGUGUGCCGUCAUGCACUGUCGCUUUGCCAAUGCACCUCUUGGACCUUCCGACCCAGGAACGACAUCAUCCGAAGGCCUCACGGCCCCCAGGCUCGACACAUCAUCCGUCUCUUCAUCCAGGACCCUUGCGGCUCCUGUGCAAGCAGACAGGAAAACCUCUGGCGUCGGGAACGACGAACGAUCAGCGUGCAUUCCAGAGCUUUCCACUGUGGAUAGCUUCCUUUCCGACUCACACAACACGUCUCUCUCAAAUACGCCUGUACAACCACACACAAAUGACAUAGAAAUAGGGUGGACAUGUGCUUGUCUGUUCUUCAGGGCGUCAAUCGCCUUGUCCGCAUCCUCUCGUACGCCCUGUGA